GCUACCAGGAAAAAUAGUUAGCUAAGCUUAUCUUCACAGAUGGUAGUGGGGCCAGGGAGCAACGCUGUAUUGUAGGGGCAAACUAUACAAAAAAUCAAGCUGCAUUCAUGAAUUUACUCACAUAAUUAUUCAUAUAGGGCCCGAUAUUUAUCGUUUAACAUAUAAAAAGGAGCAACUAACUCCUGUUUUGGCGUAUUAAAUGGAGGAGAAGAAGGAAGACGGAGACUCGGAGAUACAGGAACACGGACCCGAGCACUGGUUCUCAAAAUGGGAGCGGCAGUGUUUGGCCGAAGCGGAGCAGAGGGAGCCGAGCGAGGAGGAGGCCGACAACGACCAGGAUAAACUGUGGCACCUCUUCCAGAACUCCGCCACCGCCGUGGCACAGUUAUACAAAGACAGAGUAUGCCAUCAGCAGGGCCUGUCAUUGUGGGUGCCAUUUCAGAACUCUGCCACAGCAGUCACCAACCUCUACAAAGAGAGUGUGGAGGCCCAUCAGAGAACCUUUGAUCGGGGCAUCCAGACAGGUCACCAGCGCCGUAAUAAGGACAUGCUGGCUUGGGUGAAGAAGCGACGGAGAACCAUCCGCAGGGAGGAUCUUAUCAGCUUUCUGUGCGGCAAAGCACCCCCGCACAGGAGUAGCAGAGCCAACACCCGACUUGCCAUAGUUGCCCCGAGUCGGGCUAACUCACCAGCGGAGACCGGCUCAUCCGUGGAAGCAGACCUACAGCCCUUCAGGGAGGCCAUAGCACUGCACGGUCUGAGUGGGGCCAUGGCAAGCAUUAGCGUUCGCUCCGGUGCUCCGGGGUCUCCCACACAUGUGAGUGGGAGCAGCAGUAACGGAAGCGGCGCCGGCGUAGGUGCUUCCUCCGGAUCGGGGCCGGUGUGCCGCAGCCGGCGCAACGGGCUCCAGGACGUCGACCUGAACACUUUCAUCUCGGAAGAGAUGGCGCUGCAUCUGGACUCUACAGGCGCCGCCUCUGCCGGAGGGGGAGGAACCAGGAAACGAAACUCCACCCAGUGCAGCGACGUCAUCACAGACUCCCCUACGCACAAACGCAACAGGAUGAUCUGAUCUGCUGCCUGCCUCUGUGAGGGGGGGAAGCCUUCAGAGACAAGGCUAGGAGAGGGGGGAGUUGGAGGGGAUGACGUGGGACCGAUGCACAAACGGAUGGACAGACAUUCAGCUGCCUGGCUGUGCAGAAGAACGUGUGAAAAUGAAAACGCAGACAGAAGUUCCCAGUCUGCUCUUUCCAGAUGUUGAAUGAACUCCAUUCCUUGUCUCCUUUCCCUGCACUAUUACUACAAAUCACUGCAAUCAGAACUGUGUGUGUGUGUGUGUGUGUGUGUGUGUGUGUGUGUGUGUGUGUGUGUGUGUGUGUGUGUGUGUGUGUGUGUGUGUGUGUGUGUGUGUGUGUGUGUGUGUGUGUGUGUGUGUGUGUGUGUGUGUGUCAGUCAGAGAGGUCCGGACGCCAUCGCCGCCCCGGAAAGGAGACAAUGACGGAGAACUCAUUAUGGGAUACAGACAGUUCUCAAACGCGCACUGUGCUGCUUCGACGAGUAAAAGCCACUUUGAUCCUCGACACAUUUGUGCCCUUCCCUCCCUGAACCCCACUCAUCCUCACCCGCCACCUUAAUAAGGAAGUGAGGGCCAUGAUCGUCUCGCUCAGUGAACCGAGUUGCUCGCCAAACGUUGGAGCCCACACUCUGUCAGAGACUCGCAACCCUCUGCGACAAACACGUGAUCUUUCUGUUGCUUCACCGUCGUCGGUGGGGGAGCCGAAUCGCAGUCGGACACAUGUGGCAUCAUCCAGCUCAGUUACAUUUCUCCAGGUCAAUGGCACGUCACUUUACUCUCCUAACGGCUUCUUUGUGGCUCCAUUUAGCAAAGCCAGUUGCCAUGUUCCUUAGUUGAAACCACCAGUGUUAAAGUUGUAGGUGUGUUGCCUCUGUUAGCAGCAUUGAUAGCCAAGUUAAAUCUUUCUCCACCUUUUUUUCUGUUGAUUUAAAAAGGAAAGUAUAUUUUUAUUUUGUUUGUGAAUACAGCUUGUCAUAAAGCUUGCCCCUUUACCCUAGUCUUAUACAAAAAGCAACUGCUCUUUUACGUGAUCUUGUGAUUGUCCUGAGCUGCAAUAAGGAUUUCUUUGCACUUAAUUCUCACCACGAACUCAUGCAAACAAAUCGGCUCUUCCAUUGUAUCCCAGUUGUAGCCUCGAUUAGCACAUCACUCACUGCUUAGAGGAAGUCAACACUCUGUAGGACUAGAAACACAUCUUUGGUCCAAUAACUCUUCAGACAUUUCGCACUUGGGCUCCACAUGUAUUCAAAGAGUCUUUUUCCGCCUGACAAAUGAUUUAUCGGAAUGUAAUCGGUGCUGUAAAGAAAGCGUAAAUCAUAGAAAUGUUUACAGAGGUAGCGUUUCUAAAUCGACCCACCAAACACGCCAGUCAGUGCACACACUACAGCAUUAUCUGGCUGGAGUUGCUCUGCUUUUUGUAUCAGGGCCGUGUGCAUCAAUGAGGCGUGGACAUUUUUUUAAACAGAAGGUUGAAACUCCUCGCUGGUUUCAUUCAAACUGUUGUUGCCUUCAAACAUUUUGUAACAGUGAAGAGUCGGAGACGCUGAUAUCGCAUGAGCCCAACAUUUAAGUGUAUUCACAGUUUAAGUAAAAGGAACUGGGCUGAAUUUUUUUUAGGAUGUUUUGAAAGAUAUUUGAAUCUUAAGUUGUUUUUUUUGUGUGAACUCAAUUGGCCUUAUUUAGCAUAGGAUGCUAACAAAAGCUAAAUUAUUAUGAAUUCUUGAGUUAUUUAGUAAUUAAAUAUCCCCAGUGAUGCCCUGCCAUAGAAGUGAUCGAGUACAUUUUGCCUUCAAUUCACCUGUAGCUGACCGGUGGGACUUCACUGUUUCCUUCUCCUCUUCCCAUCGUUCACGCCCCUUCAACUUGUACGACUUGGAAAAGUGGCUUUCCUUUUAGUUGUAUAAAGCAUGCCAGUUUUUUAACUUCUGUUACAGUUUGGUCACAGAUUUUCAAUUUUCUUUUGCGUUUUAGGUUGGCUUUUAGAUUCAUACAUCAUAUCUGGCUUGUCUGUGGAAAAGAAAAGGCUGCAAGUUGUUGCAACUGUUAAAAUUAAGAGUUUAUUCUUGCAUACAAGGGAAACCACUGAGUGAGAGGGAUUAAAACAAGUAGCUCAUAAUGGAGAUUUGGUUUGCAUACAGAAAAAGUAUUUCAUGGUGAGGAUUCGUGGUUUACAUCUUUCAAAAAAGCUAGAAAUGUAUGUCCUGGUUAGCUUCAGCUAGCCUGAGGCUGGUUAAUAAUGUAACAUAGGAAGGGUCAAUGUUGAUGAAAUAGGAACCUCAGCCCUUAAAGCCCCCUGCACGAGCCAGUGUAUGGAGAUUAUGUGAAUCUGACCUGUCAACACGCUCUUUAUUUAAUCAGACGAAGCAUUUAGAAUAUUUUUGUUCUCUUUCUCCAGGCACAGUUUCUGUGCCUAGCACUCCACACCGACUGAAACCAAAUGGUGCGUGAUGUUACAAAUGAGUGGUUAUAACCUCCCUAGUGUUUCUGCUGCGUGACAACAAAGGGAAGAUGUGAAGUGGCUGCUAACAGGAAAAAUGAAUUAAGUCUCCCCCCCCCCCCCCCCAAAAAGGCUCGACUACAGAGAGUUGGUGGCGUCUUUCUAAUUGACCUGCAUUGAUUAGCUGGGUUAUAAUAGAGGGAGGGGGGCACUUUGUGUUUUUCUUUCUUCCCCCGGUCCAAUCACCGGCCUUCAUCCACAUUGUUCUCAAAAAGGCUGAGUCAUGCCACAUGUCUCUGGAGCCAACACUAUUAUCAGCUGUUUCUUGAUACUUAUUUGUUUUAAAAAGUAAUAAAUGGCUAAUCUAUAUACUUAACAUUUAAUUGUUGGUAUGAUAUAUAUGUGGUUCACAUUGUAAGAUAAAUAAAAACAUUGAAUUGAA
Molecule: messenger RNA, 3954 nt
Organism: Eleginops maclovinus (Patagonian blennie)
Lineage: Eukaryota; Metazoa; Chordata; Actinopteri; Perciformes; Eleginopidae
Gene: hapstr1a
Product: HUWE1 associated protein modifying stress responses a
Exons: 5
Coding region: 200-1072 (290 amino acids)
Source: RefSeq, a predicted model, not a curated record